Messenger RNA from Sorex fumeus (smoky shrew), 3116 nucleotides. RefSeq names its product tolloid like 2 (gene TLL2). The coding region runs from base 1 to 3084 and encodes 1027 amino acids. The transcript is spliced from 21 exons. Gene Ontology annotation, molecular function: metalloendopeptidase activity; serine-type endopeptidase activity; zinc ion binding. Lineage: Eukaryota; Metazoa; Chordata; Mammalia; Eulipotyphla; Soricidae. The record is from RefSeq and is a predicted model, not a curated record. Gene Ontology annotation, biological process: proteolysis.
AUGCCCCCGGCGGCUGCGCUCGGGGCCCUGGUGCCCGGGCGGCUGCUGCUGCUGCUGCUGCUGCUGCUGCCGCCGCUGCCGCUGCCCCAGCACGCCGGGCUCCUCGGGUCGCGCUCGGACCUGGCUGCCGCGGACGACUCGGCGCGGGGAGGCGAGGAGGGCGCGGAGCAGCAGCUGGAGCCGUACCACGACCCGUGCAAAGCCGCUGUCUUUUGGGGAGACAUCGCCUUAGAUGAAGAUGACCUGAAGUUAUUUCACAUCGACACGGUCAGAGAUGGGAUCAGGCCGUCAGAGGAAGGAGCGGAACACGGACACGGCACAGGUGGGCUGGACGAGCAGCUGCUUGCGAGCUGGCCCAAUACCACAGCUGCAAAUACCAGCGGAGAAGAAGCUAGAAAAGAUGACAAGGAGAACAUCAUGCUCCCACAGAGCUCAGGGACCUCCUAUGCCAGAGCGGCCACCUCUUCGCCCCGGGUCCGAAGAGCCACAACCGCGAGGAUUGAGAGGAUAUGGCCUGGAGGGGUGAUCCCCUAUGUCAUCGGCGGGAACUUCACUGGAAGUCAGAGAGCCAUCUUUAAGCAGGCCAUGAGACACUGGGAGAAGCACACCUGUGUGACCUUUAUAGAGAGGACGGAUGAAGAAAGCUUUAUCGUGUUCAGCUACAGAACCUGUGGCUGCUGUUCCUAUGUUGGGCGCCGAGGAGGAGGCCCACAGGCCAUAUCCAUUGGGAAAAACUGUGACAAAUUUGGCAUUGUGGCACAUGAACUAGGCCAUGUGGUUGGGUUCUGGCAUGAACACACCCGGCCGGAUCGAGAUCAGCAUGUCACCAUCAUCAGAGAAAACAUCCAGCCAGGUCAGGAGUACAACUUCUUAAAAAUGGAAGCUGCGGAAGUGAGCUCUCUGGGAGAGACGUACGACUUUGACAGCAUCAUGCACUAUGCCCGGAAUACCUUUUCAAGAGGCGUUUUCCUGGAUACCAUCCUACCCCGUCGAGAUGACAAUGGUGUUAGACCCCCUAUUGGCCAGCGUGUGCGGCUCAGUCAGGGAGACAUAGCUCAAGCCCGGAAGCUCUACAAAUGCCCAGCAUGCGGGGAGACCCUGCAGGACUCUACAGGAAACUUCUCUGCACCGGGUUUCCCAAAUGGCUAUCCUUCCUACACGCACUGCGUCUGGAGGAUAUCGGUCACUCCAGGAGAAAAGAUCAUCUUGAACUUCACCGCCAUGGACUUGUUUAAAAGCCGCCUGUGCUGGUAUGACUACGUGGAGGUCCGAGAUGGUUACUGGCGAAAAGCCCCGCUGUUGGGCAGGUUUUGUGGCGACCAGGUCCCAGAGCCCCUCAUCUCCACGGACAGCCGGCUCUGGGUGGAGUUCCGCAGCAGCAGCAGCGUCCUGGGCAAGGGCUUCUUCGCGGUGUACGAAGCUACCUGUGGGGGCAACAUUAACAAAGAUGCCGGCCAGAUCCAGUCUCCCAAUUACCCAGACGACUACCGGCCUUCCGAGGAAUGUGUUUGGAGAAUUACCGUCUCUGAGGGUUUUCACGUGGGGCUCAGUUUCCAAGCUUUUGAGAUCGAGAGGCACGACAGCUGUGCCUAUGACUACCUGGAAAUCCGGGACGGCCCCUCGGAAGACAGCGCCCCCAUCGGCCACUUUUGUGGCUACGAGAAGCCCGAGGAUGUGAAGUCCAGCUCCAACAGAAUGUGGCUGAAGUUUGUAUCUGAUGGCUCCAUCAAUAAAGCAGGCUUUGCAGCCAAUUUUUUCAAGGAAGUGGAUGAGUGUUCCUGGCUGGACCGCGGUGGGUGUGAGCAGCAGUGCGUGAACACGCUGGGCAGCUACAGGUGUGCCUGUGACCCUGGUUUUGAACUGGCUGCUGAUAAGAAGACCUGUGAAGUGGCCUGCGGCGGUUUCAUUACCAAGCUGAACGGAACCAUCACCAGCCCCGGGUGGCCGAAGGAGUAUCCUACCAACAAGAACUGCGUGUGGCAGGUGGUGGCCCCUGCUCAGUACCGCAUCGCCCUGCAGUUUGAAGUGUUUGAACUGGAGGGCAAUGAUGUAUGCAAGUACGACUUUGUGGAGGUACGCAGCGGCCUCUCUGCAGACGCCAGGCUCCAGGGCAAGUUCUGCGGCUCUGAGACCCCCGAAGUCGUCACGUCUCAAGGCAACAACAUGCGUGUGGAGUUCAAGUCUGACAACACGGUCUCCAAACGCGGCUUCCGGGCCCACUUCUUCUCAGACAAGGACGAGUGUGCCAAGGACAACGGCGGGUGCCAGCACGAGUGUGUCAACACGUUUGGGAGCUACCUGUGCCGGUGCAGGAACGGCUUCCGGCUCCACGAGAAUGGGCACGACUGCAAAGAGGCUGGCUGUGCACACAAGAUCAGCAGUGCAGAGGGGACCCUGGCAAGCCCGAACUGGCCUGACAAGUACCCCAGCCGGAGGGAGUGUACCUGGAACAUCUCUUCCACUGCAGGUCACAGGGUGAAACUUACGUUCAAUGAGUUUGAGAUCGAGCAGCACCAGGAGUGUGCCUACGACCACGUGGAGCUGUACGACGGCCCCGACAGCCUGGCCCCUGUCCUGGGCCGCUUCUGUGGCAACAGGAAGCCUGAGCCUGUGGUGGCGUCGGGCAGUAACCUGCUGCUCAGAUUCCACUCGGACGCCUCGGUGCAGAGGAGAGGUUUCCAGGCCCAGCACAGCACCGAAUGCGGGGGUCGGCUGAAGGCCGACGUGCAGACCAAAGAGCUCUAUUCCCACGCCCAGUUCGGGGACAACAACUACCCGAGCCAGGCGCACUGUGACUGGGUGAUCGUGGCGGAGGACGGCUACGGCGUGGAGCUCAUCUUCCGGACCUUUGAGGUGGAGGAGGAGGCGGACUGCGGCUAUGACUACAUGGAGGCCUACGACGGCUAUGACAGCACGGCGCCCCGGCUCGGCCGCUUCUGCGGCUCCGGGCCAUUGGAAGAAAUCUACUCUGCAGGGGAUUCUCUGAUGAUUCGCUUCCACACGGAUGACACCAUCAACAAAAAAGGCUUUCACGCCCGAUACACCAGCACCAAGUUUCAGGAUGCCCUGCACAUGAAGAAAUAAUGCCAAUGUCGCUGAGAAAUAGGAACCGAGAA